AUGGCGCCGUCUGCGACUUUGGACAUUAUCGAGAAUGGAACGACAGUGGGAUCCACCAAGCUGUCGACGUUCGAGCUCAACAAUCCAAGCCUUGUCGUCGAUGCAGCAUACAUUGCCGGCCAGUGGCGGUUGAAGCAGGAUGUAUUUGAAGUGUUUGGUGAGGAAGAUUGCGCUGGAGUCGAGGUGUCAUUGCUGAUGGGUGUUUCCGCAGAACCAUCAACGGGUAAACCCCUUGGUCGAGUCGCCAGUUGCUCCGCCGAUGAUUUCGUCGAAGCCAUCGAAGCUGCACAUGCCGCACAGGCGGCGUUUUGGGAAGACACCACGGCAACUGAACGUGCUGCGUUCCUGAAGCGAUGGUACAGCUUGAUCAUGGACAACGCGGAUGACUUGGGAACGAUCAUCUCUCUUGAGAAUGGAAAGACGUUUAGCGAGGCUCGAGGAGAGGUCGUAUAUGCAGCCAGUUUCAUCUCGUGGUUCGCGGAAGAGGCUGUUCGAUCGUAUGGCCACACAAUCCCAUCGUCCACAGCAAACACCACCCUGUACUCCGUUCGAGAGCCGGUGGGAGUGUGUGGAAUCAUCACGCCGUGGAACUUUCCGGCCGCCAUGAUUACCCGCAAGGUAGCACCCGCGAUUGCAGCAGGUUGCGCUGUCGUUAUCAAACCACCAAGCGAGACGCCCUACACUGCACUAGCUCUUGCGAAGCUGGCGGAACAGGCGGGUGCCUACCCUGGUGUGAUCCAUGUUUGCCCGACGAAGGAUCGAACGGCCGCAACACUGCUCGCUACUCACCCGCUGGUGUCCAAAAUCAGCUUCACCGGCUCGACAAACGUGGGCAAGAUGCUGGCAAGUCUGGCGGCAAAGUCAUUGAAAAAAGUCAGCCUGGAGUUGGGCGGUAAUGCGCCGUUCAUUGUCUUUGAUGAUGCUGAUCUCGACCUCGCCGUUGAAGGCGCCAUGUUUUGCAAGUUCCGGUGCUCAGGUCAGACCUGCGUGUGCGCCAACCGACUUCUGGUGCAGAGGGGAGCCGCAAAGGCUUUCACGGCCAAGCUCGUUGCGGCAGUGUCGAAGCUGAAGAUGGGGCCGGGCUUGAACCCGGACACCACUCAGGGCCCCUUGGUCAACAACGCGGCCGUGACCAAGGUCAAUGAGCAUGUGCAGGAUGCUCUAUCCAAAGGAGCAACGCUGGAGUUUGGCGGCUCACGUCCAUCUAAUCCAGGAUUCUUCUACACACCCACUGUGCUCUCUGGAGUCGAUCAGACCAUGAUUGUUGCCCAAGAGGAGACUUUUGGGCCACUGGCGCCCAUCUUCACGUUUGAGAAUGAAGCUGAUGCGCUCCGCAUAGCUAAUGAUACCGAGUUCGGCCUGGCAGGGUACUUUUUCAGCCGCGAUAUUGCACGCUGUAUGCGCGUGGCUCGAAAGCUGCAAGUCGGAAUGGUGGGCGUCAAUACGGGCAAGAUUUCCGCCGCAGAGGCGCCAUUCGGAGGUGUCAAGGCAAGUGGAUACGGGCGCGAGGGGAGUCUGUAUGGCUUGGAAGAGUAUCAAGUCGUCAAGAGCGUGACCAUUGGCGUGUGCGGCGUGCCGCGAGAGCAAGACCAAAGUAGGCUGCCCAGUACCCCAAGCGCAUUGCGUGCGACUGACGAUAGAAGUGUGACGGUGUUGGUCCACGAUGCGGGAGCUGUGCGCGGAGGGGCAGAUCAUGCCAUUAUGAGGCGCGAGAGGACAAGCGGCGUCGCUCUCCAUGAUGCACUCCUUCAAGCCGGCGUUACACCUCCUUCCAUGGAUGAAGAUGACGAGCAGCAAGCAAACAAGGCCCUCGACACGGUCGAUCUGCCGAAGCUGCCCAGCGAGGCUCUGGUAUUCUCAUCUACCGGCGGUGAUGGUUCCCAACAUCAGGUGACAGAUCUGACGGGCCUCGGAGAGAGUGACUCCACAAUGCUCAUGAGUGGCGAAAUUGCAGCACCACACGUCCCCGAAGAUAGCUUGCAGGCAGACACGACUUUGCAUUCUAAUCUUGAACAGAGCCUGGAUUUCGGCGAGCUCUAUUCCAUCAAUUGGGAGGACACCGUCUCGCCUGACUGGGACUGGAUGAAUCUGUUCCCUGCAGGUAUGGAUACCCUGACAAGUGCGCAGCCAUUCGCUGGGCUCUCGAACACUCUUCCGCGACCGCCGGGCAGGGCGGAUGGCCUGGUCUUGCCGGCGAUCACCGACAACAAUCACGAUGAUGAAGUCGAUCCAGAGCUGAUUGGCCAGGUGGCGGCACGGUUUGGCUCUCUACACGUAGCCCCGGACGGAAAGUUGAGAUAUUUUGGCACGCCUUCCAACACGCACCUCUUCGGGAGUAGCUAUUCUGGUCCAUACUCUUCCCCGCGGUCUGUCAGAAUCGAUGGUGCACAUCUUCUUCGGAACGCUGACCUCGACCGCCAAAUCGAUCCCGAGCUCGAGACACAUCUCAUCGAGCUCUUCUUUUCAUGGCACAACUCUUGCAACCCGGUCGUUGGCAAGUCCAUGUAUUGGAGCGCACGCGAGCAAGCACACGAAGGGAUUGAAGAUGGCGGAUAUUAUUCGGAGGUUCUCACCAAUGCAAUGUGUGCAAUCGGUGCCAAUUUCGAAGCCCGUUACCAUUCGAAACUUGUGACAUUUCCCAGGCCGCUGGCAGAGUUCUUCGCCGAUCGCUCCAAAAUCUUGCUGGAAGUCGAACUGGACAGUCCUUGCGUCGCCACCGUGCAGGCCCUGCUGUUGCUCAGUAGCCACGAGGCGGGAUUUCAGCGGACUGCUCGCUCAUGGCUGUACAACGGCAUGGCCAUGAGGCUUUGUUUCGAUCUGGGCCUGCACGUCAACACCGAUCCAUACGUUGAACGCGGAAUCUUAUCCACUCAAGAAGCACAGGCCAGGCAAAUGACAUUCUGGGCCUCCUACGUCAUGAAUUACCGGAUGAGCUUCAGCUUGGGACGCCCCUUCACGCUGGACGCCUCGGAGAUUACGGUUCGGAGACCGGAUGCCGCGUUCAAGCCCUCUCCGAGUUCCUGGCAGCAAUACCCGCGGGAAAGUAUCGCACAAGCUUACUCUCGGUCUUCGCGGAUCCAGAUCAGAGAUAUACCAGACCUCCUUGGCAUGAUUUCAGAGCAGCGCAUCCUCCUUUGCGACCUUGUGGAGCCGAUUGCUCGCGCAUUGUUCGUAUACACCUUUGGCAGCUUGAAGUGGCGUACUGACUUUGGUAGGUAUGGAAACGUCAAGAUAUCGUCGGGGGCCUUGAUGGAGAUGUCGGAAAAGGCCACAUCUGCCAUGUUUUCUUGGAAAGAUAACCUCCCAGAGCCUCUGAACCUUGUGAGCCAAGGGGACAUUGAUGUCACUCCGCAGGUUCUCGUCUUGCUUUUGGAGUACCACUACUUCCAGAUCCUUGUCCAUCGACCGUGGACAUCUCGACGACACCAACCCAAUCCGCAACGAGGUCGAGGAUAUCAGCAUGCCCGACGGAUUUGCGUCAAUUCUGCAUGUGAGAUGGCCCGCAUCGUGGCCAUCUUCGAAAGCCGCUUCGGCUGUCGGCGGAUGGACGUCGAGACAUCACAGAUGCUUCCGUCGGCCGCUUUGAUUCUCAUCUUUGCCGCCAUCUCUGUUCUGGAUCAUGGAGACAGUCGCGAUGAUGUGCUGGUGCAUCUGAACACGUUUCUGAGAGCCUUUGACGAGCUGUCCAAUGUUCAUAGCGAUGGCAUCGGAUAUACGGGCAGAAAGCGGGAAAACGACGAAGUAGUUCCUGGCAGGGUGCCGGCGAUGCAUUGA
Molecule: messenger RNA, 3774 nt
Organism: Neohortaea acidophila
Lineage: Eukaryota; Fungi; Ascomycota; Dothideomycetes; Mycosphaerellales; Teratosphaeriaceae
Product: aldehyde dehydrogenase family-domain-containing protein
Exons: 12
Coding region: 1-3774 (1257 amino acids)
Biological process (GO): DNA-templated transcription
Molecular function (GO): zinc ion binding; succinate-semialdehyde dehydrogenase (NAD+) activity; DNA binding
Source: RefSeq, a predicted model, not a curated record